Rotaria sordida is the source of this 723-nucleotide messenger RNA. The record is from the annotation of a GenBank genome assembly. Lineage: Eukaryota; Metazoa; Rotifera; Eurotatoria; Philodinida; Philodinidae.
AUGUAUAAUAAUGAUACAAGACGACGACACAAUCGUCGACCAAAUUCAAAUGUAAAUGAUACUUUUGAUAAUUAUGAUACACAAAUCAUAUUAGAAAACUUCACUAAUUGUCUUCUUAUUUACACAAAUCCUGUAGAUUGUAUAAAUUUUAUUCGAGAAAUUGUUAAAGAAAGAAUACUUUUGAUUAUUUCCGGCGUAUUAUCACAAUCUGCCCUACCUCAAAUCCAUUCAUUACCAACAACUACUGCGAUAUUUAUUUUUUGUAACGAUCGUCAAACUUAUCUUCCAUUAUUAAGUGAAUAUUCAAAAAUUACUGACGUCUUUACAGAUCAAGAUUCUUUAAUGCAUUCCAUACAAAAAACGAUACAUUUCAUCAGCAAACAAGCAUUGACCUUUAGCACAUUUAAUCAUGACAAACAAAAAUCAACUCGUAAUGUAUCGAAAGACUUUGGAUCUUUCACAUGGUUUCAACUAUUGAUUGAUGUCUUACGAAAAAUACCUCAAACUGAUCGAUCAAAACAAGAUAUGCUUGAUACAUGUCGAGAAUAUUGUGCAUUAAAUCAAAUUGAAAUGAGAAAAAUUAAACAAUUUGAACUUACUUAUGAUGCGAACCAAGCUAUCGAAUGGUACACACAUAAUUCAUUUGUCUAUCGAUUGGUCAAUAAAGGACUAAGAACAGAAGAUGUCGAAAUCAUUUAUACAUUUCGAUUUUUAUAUUCUUGA